This is a messenger RNA of Cinclus cinclus, 1203 nucleotides long. RefSeq names its product RAD51 paralog B (gene RAD51B). NCBI's taxonomy places the organism in Eukaryota, Metazoa, Chordata, Aves, Passeriformes, Cinclidae. Gene Ontology annotation, molecular function: ATP-dependent DNA damage sensor activity; ATP hydrolysis activity; DNA binding. The coding region runs from base 1 to 1203 and encodes 400 amino acids. The record is from RefSeq and is a predicted model, not a curated record. The transcript is spliced from 10 exons. Gene Ontology annotation, biological process: double-strand break repair via homologous recombination. Gene Ontology annotation, cellular component: Rad51B-Rad51C-Rad51D-XRCC2 complex.
AUGGCUGCCAAGAAACUAAGAAGAACACAGCUGUCUCAGGAAAUGUGUGAAAGGCUGAGUCGCUAUCAGAUCACUACCUGUCAGGACUUCUUAUGUCUUUCCCUCCUGGAGCUAAUGAAAGUGACAGGACAGAGCUACUAUGAGGUGCAGAAGCUUCUUUGUAAAGUCAGCCGAGCUUGUGCUCCCAGAAUGCAGACAGCAUAUGAAAUGAAAUUAAGAAAGUCUGUCAACCCUUCUUCAGCCUUUUUAUCUACCACGCUUCAUAGUUUGGAUAGAGUCCUGCAUGGUGGCGUGCCUUGUGGAUCACUCACAGAGAUAACUAGCCCACCAGGUUGUGGCAAAACUCAAUUUUGUAUUAUGUUGAGUCUCCUGGCUACACUGCCUGUAAGCAUGGGAGGACUGGAUGGGGCUGUUAUAUACAUCGACACGGAGUCUGCAUUCAGUGCUGAAAGGUUGAUUGAGAUAGCAGCAAACAGAUUCCCUACUUAUUUUGACUCAGAUGAAAAGCUGCUCUGCAUGACCCAUAGCAUCCACCUGUACCGUGAGCUGACCUGUUGCAGUGUACUGAAGAGGAUUAUGUCUUUGGAAGAAGAAAUUAUUUCAAAGAAAGUUAAACUUAUAGUAGUUGACUCUGUUGCUUCAGUUGUUAGAAAGGAGUUUGAUACAAAACUCCAGGGCAAUCUGGCAGAGAGAAGUAAUUUUUUGACUAGAGGAGCAUCAGUGUUGAAGUACUUGGCAGAGGAGUUCUCAAUACCAAUUAUCUUGACGAAUCAGAUUACCACAUCACUGAGCAGCAGCCCUGGGAUCCGGGCAGACCUGGUGUCUCCAGCUGAUGAUUUGUCCCUGUCUGAAGGAUCCUCUGUGAGUGGAAAGAGGGAUUCUGGUUGUGUGACAGCAGCCCUUGGCAACACGUGGAGUCACAGUGUCAACACCAGGCUCAUCCUACAGUACUAUGACUUUCCAACAAGACAGCUCCUGGUUGCUAAAUCCCCUAUUGCUCCAUUCUCCACUUUUUUCUACACCAUUGAGAAAUCGGGCUUGAUUCUUCAGGACCGAAAGGAUCCAACAAAUUUAGUUUGGGAAGGAACCAAUCCUGCCCUGCAGCCCAUACGAGUGAGGAACACUGCCUUGAAGGAUACUUUACAUGAUGCUGCUUUACCCAGCACUACUGGUGAGACUUCAAGAAAUGCAUCAAAUCUAUAG